AUGGAGACAUCGAGCGGGAUCGGCUUCCUGCGGCUGUGGGCGUUCGCUCCUGCCUUAGACCUCCUCAGCUUAGCAGCAAAACAGCAGCAAAACAAGCAGCAGCAGCAGCAGCAGCAGCAGCAGGAACAGAAACUGCAGCAAGAGCAACAGCAGCAAGAGGAACAGCAGCAGCAACAGCAGCAAGAGGAGGAGGAGGAGCAGCAGCAGGAACAGAAACUGCAGCAAGAACAACAACAGCAAGAGGAACAGCAGCAUAAGGAACAGCAGCAGCAACAGCAGCAAGAGGAGGAGGAGCAGCAGGAGAAGCAGCAGCAGCAGCAACAGGAGACAGCCCCCGAUGCCUCAGCAAGUACGCCUCUUUAA
Molecule: messenger RNA, 363 nt
Organism: Eimeria acervulina
Lineage: Eukaryota; Apicomplexa; Conoidasida; Eucoccidiorida; Eimeriidae
Exons: 2
Coding region: 1-363 (120 amino acids)
Source: RefSeq, a predicted model, not a curated record